AUUCAAAUGUCACAAUACGGUAAAGCAGAAUAUUGGGAAGAACGAUACACCAGAGAUCCUGAGCCUUUUGAUUGGUAUUAAAGAUUUGCAGGGAUCAAGGAUCUAGUCUAAGGCUGUUUUACUCCCGAAAGCAAAAUUCUCAAUAUAGGGGCAGGGAAUUCAAGAUUGAGUGAGGAAAUGUUCGAUGAAGGAUAUUAGAACAUUACAAAUAUUGAUAUUUCACAUGUUGUUACAAAAGCAAUGUAGGAGAAGUACAAGGAUAAAGGUCCAAAUUUCAAAUAUCUUCAUAUGGAUGCCAGAGCUAUGGAAUUUGAGGAUGGAUCAUUCGAUGGAGCAAUUGAUAAAGGAACCCUCGAUGCCAUAUUAUGUGGAGAGUCAUCAUCAUCCAAUGCUUAAAAAGUGAUUCAAGAAGUUCACAGAGUACUAGGGCCAAAAGGAGUGUAUUUAGCAAUUUCUUAUGGUCUACCGGAACAUCGACUUUAAUAUUUUGAAAAGCCUGAAUACGAUUGGAAUGUUAUAGUUAAAUAGGUUCACAAACCAACAAUUUCAACCUCCAUCGCAAUAACAAACGAAGAUAAGGAUGCACCCAAUGCCCAUUACAUUUACAUAUGCACUAAAGGAUAACAGAAAGCAGCUAAAUAAUGAAUUUGAAUUAUAUUUAAUCAAUUAGGAAUAAUCAUUUAUUAUUCUAAA
Paramecium tetraurelia is the source of this 693-nucleotide messenger RNA. RefSeq lists its product as uncharacterized. Gene Ontology annotation, molecular function: S-adenosylmethionine-dependent methyltransferase activity. The transcript is spliced from 7 exons. NCBI's taxonomy places the organism in Eukaryota, Ciliophora, Oligohymenophorea, Peniculida, Parameciidae. The record is from RefSeq and is a predicted model, not a curated record.